This is a messenger RNA of Aureobasidium musti, 741 nucleotides long. NCBI's taxonomy places the organism in Eukaryota, Fungi, Ascomycota, Dothideomycetes, Dothideales, Saccotheciaceae. The record is from the annotation of a GenBank genome assembly.
AUGGUGACUCCUCCAUCGACUAUACACGACCCCGAGUCGACAUCCAUCCUUGAGCGCGCCACUAGGGUCCUUUCUAUCGAAGCAACCGCGCUAUCACAUGUCACCAGAUUGUACCAAACAGAUCCUCAUGCCAGAGAGGGACUGCUUGGUGCAGUUGAGUGUAUCACCAGAUCACAAGCUGCUGGAGGAAAGAUUGUUGUCUGCGGAGUGGGCAAGAGUGGUCUUGUUGGCAGAAAGACGGUCGCGACGCUGAAGAGUUUGAGCAUCGCAGCCAGCUUCAUGCAUGCUGCCGAGGCCGCACAUGGUGAUCUUGGCGAUAUUCGCGAGACUCCUGAAUUGCUCAACCUUCUUCCUCACCUACCUCGCAACCUCCAGAUCGUCGCCUUGACCUCGCAAUCGAAGGCAUCCGAAUGUCCCCUCCUGAAAGAGCAUGAGAAUGGUAUAUUGCUUCCAGCACCUUUGUUCGAGUUGGAAGAGGUUUCUUUCGGUGUGUCGGCGCCAACAACAUCCACAACCGUGCAGAUUGCCAUUGGCGACAUGCUGGCGCUCACUGUGGCCGACCAGCUGCACGAGAACAAGGGCAAGACCUUCAAGAAGAAUCACCCUGGUGGUGCCAUUGGAGCUGUGACUAGAGAGUCGGCAAAGAGUAUUGCCGAUGCUUGUCAACAGCCUGUCACUCCUCUUGAGGUCGUUCCUCUUGAAUUGCCAUCUCCAAGUCUUUCUGCACAGAGCGACUCCUGA